AUGUCGCCUCCGCCGCCAACAUGUCCUACACCACAGACGACGAAUGUCAAGAACUCACGACUACGAUUACUGAACGCCCUCCGAGAUGGCCAAUACCCACUCCUUGCCUUCAUGGCUUUGCCCCCAGUGCGCAUCGCACAGAUCGUCGCCCUUACUGGACUAGACAGCAUAAUCAUCGACGGCGAGCACGGCCACAUCAGCGACGACUCAAUGCACAACUCCGUAGCCGCCAUCUCAGCAUUGGGAGUCUCACCAGUCAUCCGCAUCAGAGGUCCAGUCCACGACAUCAUCAAACGAGCCCUAGAUACCGGAGCCCACGGCAUCAUGGUGCCCCAGAUCAACAAUGCAGAAGAAGCACAACAGAUCGUGGCAUCAUCCAAGUUUCCACCGCAAGGUGUGCGUGGACAGGGCUCCGCUUUCCCAGCGAUUGCUCAUGGUCUGACGACGCCCGAAUACAUGAAGAGCGCGAAUGAAACUCUCAUCACCAUGAUCCAGAUUGAGACCAAAGCCGGAGUCGAGAACGUGGAUGCAAUCUGUGCAGUGCCCGGUGUUGAUAUGGUCUUCAUUGGACCGAAUGAUUUGGCCAUAGACCAGCUGUUUGCAGGUCGUUAUGCCUUUCAAGUCUGGCUCGCCGUCGCCUGGCCUGUGACGGAUCUACCCCUGAUACAGCUCGAGCUGUAG
Messenger RNA from Fulvia fulva, 681 nucleotides. RefSeq names its product 2-keto-3-deoxy-L-rhamnonate aldolase. Gene Ontology annotation, cellular component: cytoplasm. The transcript has a single exon. Gene Ontology annotation, molecular function: aldehyde-lyase activity. The record is from RefSeq and is a predicted model, not a curated record. Bases 1 to 681 code for a protein of 226 amino acids. NCBI's taxonomy places the organism in Eukaryota, Fungi, Ascomycota, Dothideomycetes, Mycosphaerellales, Mycosphaerellaceae.